Messenger RNA from Ailuropoda melanoleuca (giant panda), 1480 nucleotides. It is a transcript of the gene PRODH2, whose product is annotated as proline dehydrogenase 2. The coding region runs from base 70 to 1455 and encodes 461 amino acids. Gene Ontology annotation, molecular function: FAD binding; proline dehydrogenase activity. Gene Ontology annotation, cellular component: mitochondrion. Lineage: Eukaryota; Metazoa; Chordata; Mammalia; Carnivora; Ursidae. The record is from RefSeq and is a predicted model, not a curated record. The transcript has 10 exons.
GCAAGGGGCACUUGGUAGACCUCCUGGCUCCAAAGCCCCUUCACUUGCUCUAGAAGCGGCUAGGGGUUCAUGAUGCUUCGGACCUGUCGUGUGCUCUGUUCCCAAGCUGGACCCUCCGCUGGGGGCUGGCAGCCCCUGAACUUUGAUGGUGGGGCUUUUCACCUCAAAGGCACAGGAGAACUGACACGAGCUUUGUUGGUGCUGCGGCUGUGUGCCUGGCCCCCCCUGGUCACACAUGGCCUGGCGCUCCAGGCCUGGUCUCGGCGACUCCUGGGCUCCCGGCUCUCGGGCGCACUUCUCCGAGCAUCUAUCUAUGGGCAGUUUGUGGCUGGUGAGACAGCAGAGGAAGUGAAGGGCUGUGUCCAACAGCUCCAGACCCUAGGCCUUCGGCCCCUGCUGGCCGUACCCACUGAAGAGGAGCCAGACUCAGCUGUCAAGACUGGUGAGGCCUGGUAUGAGGGAAACUUCAGUGCUAUGCUUCGGUGUGUGGACCUGUCACGAGGCAUCCUGGAGACCCCUGGCCCGACUGGGAACAUCCUUAUGCAGCUGAAGGUGACGGCGCUGACCAGUGCUCGGCUCUGUAAGGACCUAACCUCAUGGAUCAGAAAACCAGGGGCUUCCUUGGAGCUAAGCCCUGAGAGGCUGGCAGAAGCCAUGGACUCUGGGCGGGAUCUCCAGGUCUCCUGUCUCAACACCCAGCAAAACCAGCAUCUCCAGGCCUCUCUGAGCCGUUUACACCGGGUAGCCCAGCAUGCCCGGGCCCAGCACGUGAGGCUGCUGGUGGAUGCCGAGUACACCUUCCUGAACCCAGCUCUCUCUCUGCUGGUGGAUGCCCUGGCCAUGCGCUGGAAUGGCCCCAGGCAAGGCGGGCCCUGGGUGUGGAACACUUACCAGGCCUAUCUGAAGGACACACACGAGCGGCUGAGGCAGGCCGCGGAGGCCGCUGACAGGGCUGGCCUGGCCUUCGGAGUCAAGUUGGUACGAGGGGCAUAUCUGGACAAGGAGAGAGAGGUGGCUCGGCACCACGGGACAGAAGACCCCACUCAGCCGGACUAUGAGGCUACCAGUCGGAGUUACAGCCGCUGCCUGGAGCUGAUGCUGACCCAUGUGUCCCACCGUGGCCCCAUGUGCCACCUCAUGGUGGCUUCCCACAAUGAGGAAUCUGUUCGCCAGGCAACUAAGCGCAUGUGGGAGCUGGGCAUUCCUCUGGAUGGGUCCGUCUGUUUUGGACAACUUUUAGGGAUGUGUGACCACGUCUCCUUGGCACUGGGGCAGGCCGGCUAUGCCGUGUAUAAGUCCAUCCCUUAUGGCUCCCUGGAGGAGGUGAUCCCCUACCUGAUCCGGAGGGCCCAGGAGAACCGGAGUGUGCUGCAGGGUGCCCGCAGGGAACAGAAGCUGCUCAGCCAAGAACUUCGGAAGAGAGUGUUGGGGCGGGGCCUGAGGGUACCCCAUUAGCAUCCCCAGGGGUCAUGUGGUUAAU